AUGUGGGAAGACUGGACUCAGACAACUUCAUCGUCCCUGUCUACAACCACGUCUCAAGCAAGUUCAAGAGCCACCUACUCCGCUUGGCCAUCUGAGAACGGCAGUGCCUGGUUAGAUUGGACUCAAACUUAUUCGUCGACAUCAAGCGCUCUUUCUGUUGCUGAUAUCACUACAACUUCGUCCAGUGCCGCGUUGGUUGAUGCUGAAACCACAAGCUCGUCGUUUUCGACCACUUCGACUCAGAGUACCAGACCGUAUGGCUCCACUUGGCCCUCGCACAGUGGCAAUGGCUCUUGGGAAGAUUGGGCCGCAACUUCUACUACGUCCAGCCUCUCUACCACUACAUCAGCAUCUACCUAUCCAUCGAGCCCGUCUUACAACGGAACGUACAGUGGGAACGGGACGUGGGAAGACUGGGCCGACUGGUUGAAUCUGACUUCAACAACUUCAACAUCCACCAAGUUGCCUGUUGACGCAAUAACCACCACUUCUUCAACCACCAGCUCUUCACUACUCCCGGUUGAUGCUCUAACCACGACAAGUUCUAUAUCGUCAACAACCUCCAUUGCUGCGUAUCCAGGCUAUCCAUCCUACAAUGGAUCCGACAAUGGGACCUGGGAGGAUUGGAAUAUCACGUCAAAAGCUCCGUCUUCGGUAUCCUCCACAGUUGCAACUACGACUAGCUCUGUCUUUAACUGGUCAGGCUAUAAUGACUCGAAUUCUAUCUGGUUGGAUUGGAAUUUGACGUCGACGACCUCUGGAGCAUCGAGUAGUUCGGCUUUACCUGUUGGAGCAUUGUCUACUGCCACGACUUCGACCUCGUCUUCAUCCCCAACUACGACUAGCUCUGUCUUUAACUGGUCAGGCUACAAUGAUACGGAUUCUAUCUGGUUGGAUUGGAAUUUGACGUCGACGACCUCUGGAGCAUCGAGUAGUUCGGCAUUACCCGUCGGAGCGGCGUCUACUACCACAACUAGCUCUGCCUUCGGCUACGCUGGCUAUAACGACUCGAAUUCUAUCUGGUUGGAUUGGAAUCUGACGUCGCCAACCUUUACAACAUCGAGUAACUCCGGAUUGCCAGUUGGAGCUGUUUCCACAGCCACGACUAGCUCUUCCUCCUCUGCCUUGCCGGUUGAUGCGCUAACUACAAGCUUGACCUCCUCUUUGAGUACAACCACAACGAGCUCCGGUUUCGCGUAUCCCACGGGCGGCAACUGGACAGGUUACAACGAGAGCGCGUGGCUGGAUUGGAACCUGACAGUCACCAGAACAAGUACGUUGUACGUUGAUGGUCUAACUACCUCAACUUCGUUAGCAACCACUACAAGCUCAGCCGGGGCUUAUCCGACCAUGUCUUGGAACGGUACAGGAAAUUGGACAGAGUCAGAGUGGCUAGAUUGGAAUCUCACGUCAACCUCAUUUGCAUACCCUGGCACGACGACGUCUCCCAUCAGCACGACCACAACAACCUCAGAACUCCCGGUUGAUGCAGCUACCAGAUCGACUUCAACCACAACCAGUUCUUCCACAAGUUCCUCGUCGUCCGGCUUUCCCAGCAUACCACCGUACAACAUAUCCGGCAAUUGGUCGACUUACAACGACUCGAACUCGAUUUGGCUGGACUGGACCACAACUACAAGCGCCGGAACUGUCUCCACAACAUCUAGCUCGGAAGCAGGUUAUCCAACAAUUCCAGCAUAUAAUGGAACUGGUAACUGGUCAGAUUGGCUGUCCAAUAUAACCUACAGCUCGUCCUCGCCGUAUAUCGAUCCGCGAACGACUACUUCUUCCGUGAGCACGUCCUCUGUGCUUUCUGUCGCCGCCACCGCGCUGACACCCACUUCGUCUUCAACUUCGACUUCCACAACCACUACGUCGGUUGCAGGAUAUCCGACCGUGCCAGCGUACAACGGUUCGUAUCCUUCGACAAACUGGACAGACUGGUCAGAUUGGAACGGUACACUUCCUUGGAAUCUCACAACCUCUGUGGCAACUACGUCGACUACAACUACGUCGGUAGCAUAUCCGACCGUGCCGGCGUAUAACGGCUCUUAUCCCCCAACGAAUUGGACGGACUGGUCAGACUGGAACGGUACAAUUCCAUGGAAUCUCACAACUUCCGUGUCAUCUACCCCUACAUUGAGCACGUCCUCCGUUCUCCCAGUCGCUGCUACCGCGUUGACGACUACUGCGCUCACGACUACUACGUCCUCGACGACUUCGUCCACCACCACUUCAUUCGCGGGAUACCCAACUAUACCAGCCUAUAACGGCUCGGAUCCUUCAGGGAACUGGACGGACUGGUCGGAUUGGAACGGUACAAUCCCUUGGAAUGUGAGUUCCAUAACUUCAUCCACUUCUGCCACUAGUUCGUCGGCUGCUUACCCGACCACGGCGUACAAUGGAUCGUAUCCUUCGAUGAACUGGACUGAUUGGAAUGGCACAAUUCCGUGGAAUAUCACUACGUCCUUGAGUACGACUUCAACGCUUUCGGUUCUCUCUGUCGCUGCUGCCAUGACCAGCACUACUUCCUUCUCAUCGUCGACAACAAGCUCACAGGCGAGCUAUCCAACAGUCCCUGCCUUCAACGGUUCUUAUCCAUCUACCAACUGGUCAGACUGGUCAGACUGGAACGGCACGAUCCCCUGGAAUCUUAGUUCGGUAAUCACCACGUCCUCGUCCACCACAACAUCUGUAUCAGGCAUGCCAACAAUUCCAGCCUACAACGGGUCCUAUCCGGACACGAAUUGGACCGAUUGGAACGGUACGAUUCCGUGGAAUGGGACUGAUGGAGGAAGUUCGACGACAUCAUCGACCGUAUCUCUCUUGACCACCACAACUUCGAUACUGUAUGUGUCACCGACAGCUACAAGCUACACAUCGACGUCGACAUUGUCGUCCACGACAACGACUUCAUCCUCUGGGGCCUGGCCGACAAUGACUGCUCCCGCUUACAACGAGACACAGUGGCUCGACUGGCUCAACAGCACGAACAGCACCGGAAACUGGACUCUGCCAGCCAAUUCUAGCUUGCCACUUAACUUGACCGAUCCUUUGUCGACCACUACCACCUCUGCCGGGGCUAUCCCCACAUUGGCGUAUAACGGAACCGGCAAUUGGACAGACUGGUACAAUUCCACAGGAGGUAAUGAGACAUGGCCUUUCAGCUUCUCUGCUACAACCAGCACCUCCCUAGUGGUAACGACAACAUCGACUUCAGUGCCUGUGACAACAACUUCGUCCUCCGUGGUACCUACGACGACUUCGGCAUGGGCUUACAAUGGCACUGGUAAUUGGACGGAUUGGGCCAGCAAUGGAACUGCUCCCUUGAACUACACAAUCCCUCAGUCGAACUCGACCAAUUCGACCACAUGGAGUAGUAAUUCAACGUACCCCACCAACAACUCAUCCGAAUGUAGUGCCACUCCACCUUCGCAAUUGCUGGAGAACCCGUCGUUCGAAUGUUCAGGUACAGGCUGGACACUGGAUGAAGUGGACAUUGUCUGGGGCGGUGUCACCGAAUCGUCUACACCUACCAAGCGCAGACGCGAUAUCCUGUCCCCAGACACGGCGUAUGAUGGCAAAGGAUUUGCUCGUUUUGAGCCCACCUUCGAAGAUGUGACUGCUACACUGUCACAGACACUCGCGGCUCCAGCCACAAAUGGAUCCUACUGGUAUUCCUUCGCCUACCGGGUUCCGUCUUCUGGGAUCACACCGGAUGGAUGUACGUUGACAGUCUCGAACGAUGAAGGAACUCUGGCGACUCUAAGUUCACUCUCAGCCGCCAGCACUUGGACUAUGACUGGGAAGGAGUUCCAGAUAACAUCGUCAGCGAGCACAUUCUCUCUGGUCUUCAGCUGCAAUGGCGUCCAGACUAGUUCGCCAAUCCUAGACGUCGACAAUAUUAGGAUGGGUAUGGGUGGCGGCAACGGGACUGCUGUCAAUGGAAGCUAUGGAGGAUAUAGCAAUAGUACUGGCCUUCCGACUUGGAGUGGUCAACCUCCAGCCAACAUCACAUAUGGGCAACCUCCAUCCAACGUCACAUAUGGGCAACCUCCAGCCGACACCACGUACGGGCAGCCUCCAGCCAACCUGACCACGCCUUAUGCCAGCAACUCAACUGACUAUACUGGAGGAGCUGCUGAUCCUGAAACGGAAGACACCUCAAUCCCCGAUCCUGUCACUACUUCCUCUGUACUCUCUCCAACAACGUCGACAAUUGCUGAUGACAUGGUGCCGGCACCUACCCCGUCAUUCUCAUCAACAACGUCAUCUCCCACGGCGGCGGCCACAGAUCCAUCAGUGACACCGGAUACCAGCGAUCCUAGCACGACGCCGGAUCUUUCAGUCGUGUCGACCACGUCUCCAGCUGCAGCUGAAGAAACGACCACAUCGUCAGCGUCAGCAACGUCCCCGGCCAGCCCGGAGUUUACUGCAAGGAAUCGGGUUAAGAGGCACCGAUAUCAUCGGAACUCGUAG
Messenger RNA from Fonsecaea multimorphosa CBS 102226, 4479 nucleotides. RefSeq lists its product as uncharacterized. Bases 1 to 4479 code for a protein of 1492 amino acids. The record is from RefSeq and is a predicted model, not a curated record. Lineage: Eukaryota; Fungi; Ascomycota; Eurotiomycetes; Chaetothyriales; Herpotrichiellaceae. The transcript has a single exon.